AUGGCACUGGCUUCAGUCACUUCUUCAUUACGUCGUCGCGGAGAACAGUUCAGGGAAGAUGCAGAGAAGAAGAGAACAGCUUCAGGCUGGGUGUUACCAAAGCAGACGACUACCUUUACUGAUCCCGGUAGUUGGUCCAAUGUCGAUUCCGACGUGACUCCCAUAGAGCAACGAACUUGGUCAACAUGGACUGUACUGGGAUUCUGGUUCAGCGAUGCUCUUAACGCUCAGGGCUGGGAGGGUGCUGCUUCUAUUAUCGCCGUCGGUCUGACAUGGAGAGAAGCACUAUACUGUCUAAUCAUUGGCUAUUCUAUGGUGAUCAUACCGCUUGUACUCAACGGUGCCAUCGGAGCCCAUCUUCAUGUCAAUUUUGCCGUGGCCUCACGAUCGUCGUUUGGAUUCUACCUUUCACGAGCCGCCGUCGUCGUUCGAAUGAUCACAGCGCUGUUUUGGCAUGCCAUCCAAACAUACACCGGUUCAACCGCCAUGACUCAAAUUAUUCGCGCUAUUUGGCCCUCUUACCUGAACAUUGCGAACCAACUCCCUGCCUCAGCAGGUAUCACAUCGCAGCAGAUGUGCUCCCACGUGCUCUUCUGGAGCAUCCAAUUCCCGUUCCUGUUGAUCCCGCCACAUAAGCUCAGAUGGUUUUUCGUGUUCAAGACAGUCGUCGUGCUCGUCACGUCCGUUGCCAUGAUCAUUUACUUGUGUGUUCAGGCCGGCGGGGCUGGCGACAUCUGGGCACAGGAAGCCACUGUUUCGGGGUCUGCCAAGAACUGGUUGAUUCUGUCUUCCAUGUCAAGCAUUACUGGAUCAUGGAUGACAAUGGGUACCAACAUUCCAGAUUUCACCCGCUACUUGAAAAAGUCCAGGGGUGUUUAUUGGCAGGCGCUCUUCAUGCCGUUCAUCGCAUCCUUGAUUGGCAUCUUCGGCAUUGUUGCCGCCAGUGCAGGUAGAGUGCUCUAUGGCAUGUACAUCUGGGACCCGGUCCAAAUGGCUGCCCAGUGGGACGGACCAAGUGGUCGAUGCGGCGCGUUUUUCGUUGGUCUUUCCUGGGUUGUGGCGCAGAUCGGAACGAACAUCUCUGCCAACGUGAUUUCUUGCUCGAACGAUAUGACAACACUCUUUCCCAAGUACAUCAAUCUUCGCCGUGGAGCCAUCAUCACCACCAUAAUUGGAGGCUGGGUCAUGGUCCCCUGGAAAAUCAUCUCGUCAGCUGCCUCGCUCUUGACCUUCAUGGGGUCCCUGGCCAUCUUCCUGGCCCCGAUUUCCGCAAUUAUCGGCGCAGACUAUUGGGUCGUCAAGAAACGACACAUCGACAUCCCAUCUCUCUAUCGACGCCGUGGUAUCUACCGGUACCAGGGCGGCGUCAACUGGCGCGCCGCAGUUGCAUUUUUAAUAUCCGUGACGCCCAAUAUUCCCGGCAUGAUUCACGCAGUGACGCCGAGUCUGUCGGUGGGCACGAUCCAGCAUGUCUACGAUAUCAGCUUCCUGUGGGGAUUCACAAGUGGGUUUGUGAUCUACUGUGCGCUGAAUUACUUCUGGCCGGCGACGGAGACGCUGCUUGAUUGUACGAUUUCGGAGGAGACGGUCAUAGUUGAUGGGGUGGCGGUUUAUAAUGAUGGGUUGAAGAGGCCGCUGGGUGGAGAUGAGAAGAUGGAAGCUAAUUUUAGUUCAGCUGCGAUUAGUCGUGUUUGA
This is a messenger RNA of Penicillium diatomitis, 1695 nucleotides long. RefSeq names its product nucleobase cation symporter-1 family protein. Gene Ontology annotation, biological process: transmembrane transport; nucleobase transport. The transcript has 5 exons. Gene Ontology annotation, cellular component: plasma membrane. The record is from RefSeq and is a predicted model, not a curated record. The coding region runs from base 1 to 1695 and encodes 564 amino acids. Lineage: Eukaryota; Fungi; Ascomycota; Eurotiomycetes; Eurotiales; Aspergillaceae. Gene Ontology annotation, molecular function: nucleobase transmembrane transporter activity.